This is a messenger RNA of Epinephelus fuscoguttatus (brown-marbled grouper), 381 nucleotides long. Its product is annotated as histone H2B 1/2-like. The coding region runs from base 1 to 375 and encodes 124 amino acids. NCBI's taxonomy places the organism in Eukaryota, Metazoa, Chordata, Actinopteri, Perciformes, Serranidae. The record is from RefSeq and is a predicted model, not a curated record. The transcript has a single exon. Gene Ontology annotation, cellular component: nucleosome. Gene Ontology annotation, molecular function: DNA binding; structural constituent of chromatin; protein heterodimerization activity.
AUGCCUGAAACCACCGUGAAAGCGCCCAAGAAGGGCUCAAAGAAAGCCGUGUCUAAGAGCGUCAGCAAGAGCGGCAAGAAAAAGAGGAGGACCAGGAAGGAGAGCUAUGCCAUCUACGUGUACAAGGUGCUGAAGCAGGUCCACCCCGACACCGGCAUCUCGUCCAAGGCCAUGGGCAUCAUGAACUCGUUUGUGAGCGACAUCUUUGAGCGCAUCGCCGGUGAGGCCUCCCGUCUGGCUCAUUACAACAAGCGCUCCACCAUCACUUCCAGGGAGAUUCAGACCGCCGUCCGCCUGCUGCUGCCCGGUGAGCUGGCCAAGCAUGCCGUGUCUGAGGGCACCAAGGCCGUCACCAAGUACACCAGCUCCAAGUAAACAGUC